AUGUCUCAACCAUUCCCCUCUGAAAGGCAGCGGGAUGGUUUUCGAUUCUCUGGAUUUGCCUUUAUUUUUCCUUAUGUCGGAGCGGCGGCAUUUGGCAGCGGCGCGAUCAAUCUACUCUGCCGCUCGCCAGUGGCCAUUGCCUCAGAGUUCUUUAUCCAGGGAACGCUGGUAUUCCGCGAGUGCUGCAAAGCUCGUGCCGUCCGUGCCAGCGGUAUGCUGGGCAAACGGCCAAAACCAGAGGCCUGUCCGCCAUCAAACCGCAGUGCCUCCAUCGGCCGCUGGCCAUCGAUGCCCCACUUGCUAUCUAUCGUGGCCCUAGCCUUUGUCCUCGUCGCGUUUAUGCCUCAUGACGUCAAGGCCAUCACCCCGGAGCAAAUACAGUCAUGGCUGACGACCAACACGUCCGAACUGUCCCCGACCGCCCUCAGCCGGCUGCAGAACCUGCCGCCCACGCUCUACUUCACCCUUCCCGAUGACAGCCUGCUGCGCUACUCGCGCGAAAACCCUCACUGCGGUCGCAGUAGCAACAGCUCCUUCUGUCUACAGAGUCGCCCCACGUCAUCCUGGCUUGGGCUGGUGGCUGCGCACUUUCCCACCGGCAUCGAGAGCAACCGGCUCCAGCACCUUAACGACACGCAACUCGUCAUUGUAGGCAGUCGCCUGGUCAACGUGUCAGAGUCCGCCGAUCACCUGGGUGCCUUUGCCGCCCUCUACCUUGACCUCGCCACCCCAGCCCUCUCCACAUCCCUCUUUGGCACCAAGGUUGAGAUGGCCUUCACUUGCGACCGUAACAUUACCCUACCCGACUUUCCCGCCGUUGCCGCCCGCACCACCGACGGGAUUGAGGCCGGCAUUCCUACCCGGCGCUACCAUCUCGACGUUCACCACGAUUGUGCUUGCCACGACCCCCACGACUACGAUAAGUGCUCGUAUUUCUCCAUCAAGUUUGACAAGGUCGAUGCUGUCACCCACUGGCGGAAUAGCGCCGAUGAACGCCAGGGCGACGUGACCAAGUGCAUGAAGUCGUUCACGAACGAUCUCAGCUUCUUGUGGGGCCUAUCCCUGGGCAUCAUCCUUCUUGACAUCGAGCGCUGCCCGGACCAGGGCAACUGCCUGAGCCGGCUUCGCCCCGCCGACGUCAUCUACGAGCGGCCCUUGGGAACUUUACGCUAUGUUCUCACCUUUGGCUGGAUGGACGCCCUCACCCCACCGGCCCACUUGCUGGAGACGGACGAGAUUGCCUGGCCAACCGCCGCCGGCUUUGGCGCCAUCAGCAUCGUGGUCCCGGCCUUUACCAACAACGCCCUGCCCUUGACCGGCAUUCUCACCAUCCUCAUCUUUUUCAUCCCCCUCAUUCUGUGCAAGUAUGCCCGCACGCAAACCAUUGGCCUCGUGGCCGGGGCCGCCUAUUCCGUUGCCGUCCUGGAGCAGGUUUGGAGCGCCAUCGCCUGCUUUGGAGAGCGCCAAUCCGCCAUCAACGUCCUGGCCAUGAUCCCGCCGACUGUUUGCAUCACCUACUUGGCUGCAUGGUACUGGUGGCAAAUUGCCAAGCGCGCACAGUAUCUCUACGAUCGCCUCAAGGGCAACGUGCACGAGGAACCCACCUGGCGCGAGCUGCAGAUCAACAAGCUUGAUCGCCGCCCUUACAUUCGCGCGCUCCUAGCCCGGGUCCCGCGCGCCUCCCUCACGCCCUCCUUUGGCUACCAAGCCUUUCGAGCGACCCUCACCGGCGCCGACCACUACAUGGUGCCGACACGCCUCCUCUGCGCCGUUGGCCUCAGCAUUUGCUGCACCAUCUCCAUCACCCCCUCCAUGUACUCGGCCGCUUCCCUCCUCGGCGCCAUGGCCGAAUUUGCCAUGUCCUCGGGGCAUUGCUGCGAAGGUCGCCAGUGCGACCCAACCCCAGGCGCCGAGCUCUGGGUCGCUGACUGGCUCACAAUGGGUGUCGGCGUCCAACUUGGCCACGGCGAGGAGUGUCGCAAGGACCAAAUCGUCAUUCGCCACGCGCUCAGCGCCGGUAUCCCCUCAGCCGCCACCCUCGUCGGCUUUGCCCUCUGCAUCUCCCUGAUGCACACCCUGGUCGUCUACCGCAAGCGCAUGCUCCUCCUCUUUCGUGGCCAGCCUGACUUUAUCAUCAAGCCCGUCCCCGUGCGCGAGAGUAUCUCCGCUGCCCUCAAGUACGGCGGCACCCAGGUCGCCAGCACCCUCGCGGCCCUCGCCCUUGGCACCGUCGUCUUUACCGUCCUUGCCAUCUUCAUCGUCAUUACCACCGUUCUCCCAAUCAUGAACCUUUACGGCGACUGGUUCUGGCCCUGGUGGUUUCGUUUUGCCAUUUUCGACGCCGAGACAGGCCAACCCGGCUUUCUCGCCAUGGUCCUGGUCAACUACUGGACCCUCAUGCUCAUCACAUGGCUUGCCUUUCGAAUGGACCCCAAUGACCGGGGCCUCCAGCGCCGAGGCCUGUUCCACGUCUUUGAUUGCAUCGAGUUUAUCUUCUACCUCUUCAACGCCCUGCUUGGUCUUGCCAAGCGUGCCAUCACCUCCAUCCUUCUGCAAGUCAUUUUCAUGGGGCGCAUGGACAAGAGUCUCAUGCCUCGCAAACACGAGCUCAUGGACAAGUCCUACGUCUCUUAUCUGGGUUACAUGCAGCUUGACCUCUUCUACUCACACCCAAUCCUGCUCACGGCCUGUUACUUUUGGUUGCUGGAGGUGGAGCCCCCCUUUGUCAAGUCCGCCUACGACGUCCACCCGUCCCUCGGCACCACUGCCGGCACCGAACUGACCCGCCGUGCCAACUCUCAAUCCCUACACGGCUCCACUGCCGUCUUCAAAACCCUGCCAAAUAAUGCGGGCGAUGAAGAAGAGGAGGACCAAGAUGGCCUGAUCAAUGGUGAUACCCACGCGGCGGCCCCAACCCCAGCGCGAAGUGGCGCGAGUCUACCCAAUCAUCGCCGCAUCCGCUCGGAUGUGUCCGUGCUAAUGGACGAGCACGAGGCCUCACGCGCGCGUCGCCGCCGCAUUCGAAACCGCGUCUGGCUUUGUGUGACGUUGGUGCACAACCCGCGUCUGCGCAAAUUUCGGAAGCACGUCAUUCGCGCGGAACUGGCCCAGGUUUACGAACGCAUUGAACGCAGUACUGAGCAAAGCUCUCCGACCCAUCACCUCAAUCCACUGCAUAACCUGCUGCAGCGCGCACGCCCCGAGCGCGUUGCUGCCACGCGUUCAGAGCGCGCCCUGACGUCGGUCUUUGACCGUAGCUUUGAUGCCGAUCCACCUCCGUACCGUGAGAUGCGGAACAAUCCCUUUUUCCAGAUUGACGACUCGAGCCACGAGCCGAGCAGCCAGGACCCGAGCCAGGAUGCAAGUGAACGCAGCUCUAUGGACUUGCCCGACAGCUCGCGAGGCACGCCGGCGCAGCCGCGGCGCGCCACUGUCAGCACCACCGUAGACGAGGUCGCGAGCGAUCAAAGGCCCGAUCCCUUUGCUAUGGAGGACAUGGAGGAGGAUGAGUACAUGGAGAUUGGGCCCAGUCUGCGCCUUGAGGGUGAAGAUGAGGAAGACACAGCCGAAAGCACUGCGUGA
This is a messenger RNA of Monosiga brevicollis MX1, 3582 nucleotides long. RefSeq lists its product as uncharacterized. The record is from RefSeq and is a predicted model, not a curated record. Gene Ontology annotation, cellular component: plasma membrane. Gene Ontology annotation, molecular function: retinol transmembrane transporter activity; signaling receptor activity. Gene Ontology annotation, biological process: vitamin A import into cell. The transcript is spliced from 5 exons. Lineage: Eukaryota; Choanoflagellata; Craspedida; Salpingoecidae. Bases 1 to 3582 code for a protein of 1193 amino acids.